AAAAAAAAAAAAAACUUUUAGGCUUUUAGAUUUUUAAAGGGCACAAACACAGAGUCGCAAGGUUCUCUCUGGUUCGCUCUUUGUGGCGGCUCGUCUUCUUCUUCUUCUUCCACGGAGACUCUCUCUGAUCGGUGAAUCUCACGCUUUAGAGGGUUUCGAUCUGAAACCUUGCGAUCUACUAGAUAGAGAGAUUUAUCCAAGUAAUAAUAAUAAUGUUUGCGCCUGCGACUCAACCGCAACAGCAUCAACAGCCGCAGCAGCAGAAGCGGAAGCAAUCGGAGACUGUUUCAUCUGCUGAGGAAGAAGCUUUGAAGUGGAACACCGAUUGUGUUUACUUCCUUGCUUCUCCUUUAACCUGCAAGAAGGGACCUGAGUGUGAGUAUCGCCACAGUGAGUAUGCGCGUAUGAACCCAAGGGAUUGCUAUUAUUGGCUGAAUGGAAAUUGUAUGAAUCCCAAAUGUGGCUUUAGGCAUCCUCCUUUGGAGGGAUUGUUGGGAAAUCAAGGAGGUGCUCAUGCUGGUUCUGUGCAGCCAUCACAUGCAACCGCUCAGAAUCCUGGUGUUGCAAAACAGCCGGUUCCAUGUGUCUUCUUUCAAAAAGGCAUGUGUGUGAAAGGGGAUAUGUGUUCAUUCUUGCACACGCCGAAUCCUGCUGCUUAUAAGAAACAGCAUCCCGUAGAAGCUAAGCCUGCUACUGAUCCUCAGAUUUCCAAAAAGCCAGCUGAAAAUAACACUGGAGAGAAGAAAUUUCCUGAUGCUAACUUCCCAAAGGUGGUUAAAGCACGUACUGACAUAUCAGCUGCACCAAGAGUCGCUUCUGCUGGACUAAGGGAUAAUAGAAGUGUAGAGGGAUACGCUCCAAAACAUGCGGGCUAUGACCCUGUUGUGCAGAGAAUAGGUCCGACUCAGUUGCUUCAGAAAUAUGGGUCUGAUGAUAAUAGUAAUUUUCACAAUGGUAAGGAUGCAGAUGACUUAAGAGAGUCAUCUCCUGGGUUUGAUGUUCUUGUGGCUGGAGAUACUGAGUAUUAUCAUGUUGAAGAUCGAUAUGGACGGAGAAGUCAGGAGGGAGGAAACCCAGAGUAUGACCCUGAUUUCAGUGCAAUUGCAGAUGGUGAUAGAGAAGGAUUCCGUGAUCAGAGGGAAUACAGGUAUGCAUGGGGCCACCGUCGAGUUUCAUCUGAGAGAGGGGAUCGUUUGGACAGAAGGGUUUAUGCAGAAGAUGAGAGAUCAGAGAACAUACAGGAAUCGGAUCUGAGAUAUCGUUUGGCUAAGCAGAGGAAAGGCAAUGGUAUGAGAUCAGUAGGAAGCCAUGACUAUGCUGCUCCUGAAUCUUCUAUGGAUAGAGGAUAUAGAGACUCUCGUAGGGACACACAUAGGGAAAACUCCAUUAGCAGUAGCCGUCUUCAGGGUAGAAUUAAGCUUCGUGAGAGAAGCAAUGGCGAAGAAGGACACUUCGACAGAAGAAGUGAGAGAGGAAGGGACAGAAGUGAGCUAUCAUCUCACGGUAGACUCCGAGAUAGAAUUAAGGGUAGGUUAGAGGAAAAUCAUAGUGGUAUUCAGGAAAGAGGACUCCGGGCUCCAUGGGCUAGAAGAAGAGAACUGGAAGAAGAAAGAAAAUUAACUCCAAUAAGCAUUGCAGAAACUAGAAGCAGCAAAGUGGAAAGUAAGCCAGAGCAAUCUCUUGGGAAGAGGAAAAGCUUGGAAGAGGAUCAUCAUAGUCAUAAGCGAUCAGGAGACUCAUUUGCAGCUCCGUUGCCUUUCAGUGAGAUUCUCAAGAGAAAAAGAGCGGCUGCAUCUGGUGGUAGGAGCUACAAGGACGAGACCNGGUGGAGCCCCUUAAUCAUUUCUUAA
This is a messenger RNA of Camelina sativa (false flax), 1850 nucleotides long. The record is from RefSeq and is a predicted model, not a curated record. NCBI's taxonomy places the organism in Eukaryota, Viridiplantae, Streptophyta, Magnoliopsida, Brassicales, Brassicaceae.